GAAUAUAUCGUCUUUUAUUAAUACGGGCAAGCCAACGUUGUGUUUCAAGUACUAGGUAAGAACAUUGGUGGAGAAUUGCGUCUGGUGGACAGGCCUGCGCUUGUUGCAUUGUGCCGUGCCCAAGGUGUGUUCAAGCAGGCACCAGCAAGGCAUCAGCGUGCACACGCGCAGUCUGUCUGUGACAUAUGCGCAACACGCUUUCACUGCCACAAAUAAAUAUUCACAACAACCUCAUAGCCAAUCGCCUAACGAACUUUGCUCAUCGUCACUGAAUAUAACAAUACUGGGACUGUCGUCCGUUUUGGCUCGACCCUUCUUCGCCCUCCAGAACCUUUGGCUUCAAAGUGUCAAUCGCCAGUGGAAAUCACCCGCCACCUUGUCAUACGCCUAACACGAUGGACCGUCCGAUCAUUCGUCGUCUAGCUCGCAUUGACGGGAAUCAUCAACAUUUACUUCUAAGUAUCACUCAAACAGGCUCUUCACUGCUGGACUUGAAGCUCGUCGCGACCGAUCACGAGCAUCUAUAUCACGGAGCUCUUCUCGACAAUGCCAUCAAGUCACUACAAGCGUCAAACUUUGACGGUCCAUUGAACGAAUGGAAAAGCAUUCUAUCGCAUUCAUUACUACAGACUCGACCUGAGGAUAUAUCACCGGAUCAAUACUCCGGCGUCGAAGCGGUUGCCUCCAUCAGUAAAUCAAUUGUAACAAUCACGAUUCGCAAGAAAGUCGGCAGUAUCACCCAACGACUCGGAGAAAUCAAGCUGAACGAAGAUGACGAGCGCGAGGAAGUCGCUGCUUUUGAGUGGGUGGACGCUGCGGUGGCCACGUCAGAUGAUCUACGUCGUCAGCUUGAGAGCCUUCAAACUUCCGUCACGCAACAACAAGAAGAAGUCGCCAAAUUGUCGGCACAACUAGAUGAGCUUGUCAAGGCCAAGAAAACCCAUGAAGAAGGGCUACUUCGCAAAUUUGCUGCGUUGUUGAAUGCCAAAAAAUCGAAAAUCCGAGAUCAGCAGCACCUGCUUUCACGAGCACAGAUCGACCCGGCGGUCGCACAAGAGGUUCAGACCUCACGGGCAUCCGCCACGCAAUCUCGAAAGCCGCGCCGACAACCUGGGGAAUCGGGAACAAAUAAGCGCAAGGCCAGAGAAGAAAUCGUUCCGGCUUCUGACGAGGACAUGGACGAUGCGACAGGCGAUCAAGACCUAGCAGACGAUGUUGAUUCGGACGAAGAGCGUCAGAUAGAAUCCGGCGAGGACGAGGAUGCGACAGAAGACGAGGAUGAAUUCGAGGCGAGCACUUCCAUACGGGCGAAUAAUCCUCCCGCGCCGAGUACAGAUGCGAACACUAGUGGCCAGUCGCAGGGGGACACCGCGGUACAAAGAUCGAUCGAACCAUUACCACCGCGUCGGGGACUGCCUUUUCGUAGAAAGUCAGAGCAGGAGACCUCGACGCGAGGCGGUGAUGGUGAUGGUGAUGGUGAUGAUGACGACGAAACGGAAGACGAAUUAUGAUCAUGACAGUCGAUCUGGAAGUAGAAUGUAUAAAUCCACACACGUUCUCACCCGGGACGAUAUAACAAAUAGACGUGAGGGAUGCAUUAAACGACAUUGAUUGUAUAUAUUGCAGCCAAGUACCGACAUGAUGAGCUCCAAGGAGAGAUGCCUGACACGACCGUCUAUCGCCAUCCCAUGUACAUAUGUUUCCGAACGCCGAACACCGCUUCGCUUCGAAUCGUCUAUCAUAUCUUCCGGCACACCAUCAUCAACGAUCACUCCACCAAACUUCAUCACCACCAUCCCAUUUUCGAUCCCGGGAAAACGGCACCCGGGAAAAAAAGCCACCCAUCGAAAACGUACUGGAAUCCUCCCAUCCAUCAAACUGGUCAAACUCUCGAAUUUCUUCCCUCCCCGAAAUUUCCGUCCCAGCAAACCGCGC
Dissoconium aciculare CBS 342.82 is the source of this 1935-nucleotide messenger RNA. RefSeq lists its product as uncharacterized. The record is from RefSeq and is a predicted model, not a curated record. NCBI's taxonomy places the organism in Eukaryota, Fungi, Ascomycota, Dothideomycetes, Mycosphaerellales, Dissoconiaceae. Gene Ontology annotation, molecular function: DNA binding. Gene Ontology annotation, biological process: DNA recombination; double-strand break repair. The transcript has a single exon. Gene Ontology annotation, cellular component: nucleus. Bases 396 to 1511 code for a protein of 371 amino acids.